UAUGUGCGGGCAGUUGAACUAAAUCAACAAAUGAAUCACGCUGUAGCGUGCAAUGCGUGUAGUGGCGGCCAUGCUCAGAAUUAUUAUAGCGGCUGGACGAUUUGGAAUCAUGGAAUAGGGCAGAAUAGGGAGUGUCACAGGGGUGUUAAUGCGGUAGUGUUCAAACUGUUAUGUGAUCGUUUCCCAUAUUUUAUUUAAUUUUAAAAUGACUGGGCUAUUUGACCAGAUUAAAUUGUUGUUUGAACAGCAGUUAUAUUCUAAUGUCGUGGCUCUGGCAAAUUUGGUUUUAACUGUAAGUGAUCAUGAUGCUGAAUCUCUUCCUCCUCCAGCAAAAUUUCAAACAUUUGUGUUCUAUGGCGACUCAUUGUUUUAUCUUGGCCAGUAUCGAAAAGCUGAGGGCAUAUAUCGGCGUGCAUUGCAGUUCAAGAAAACUCUUAUGAAAAGUAAAGCCAAACCUCAGGACAGCAGUCACAAAGAACUUAUGCCUGAUAUAGAUAUAAAGUACCAAAUCCAUCUGUGUCAUGUUCAUUUGAAGCAAAACCACCAAGCAAUGAUGGUUCUACAGUCCAUUCCUGGGCGACAGCGGACAGCUAAAAUAAACAUGGCCCUUGGAAAACUGUACAGACUUGGGGGCAUGGAACGCUCAGCAGUUUCAUGCUACAAAGAAGUUCUCAGGGAAUGUCCUUUAGCCUUAGAAGCUGCAGAAGGUUUAUUGCGGCUUGGCGUUAAAGGGGUGGAAGUAAACUCUCUUAUGCUAACAUCAUGGAUAAAAGCACAUGCUCACAUACACGGUCGUGAAUACACACAGGCAGUUACAACAUUGAGGCAAUUAGAAGAACGCUCACCAUUGCGAGAAAACCACAGCUUGCUAGUAGCGAUGGGAGAAUGUUAUUACUACUCAGGAGAUACCAAGAAUGCUCUUAUUUCUCUUCAGAGGGCACAAGCCCAAGAUCCACAUAUGGAACGAGGACUGGAUAUAUUAGCUGCACUAUUGGCAAAAGAAAGACGUCACAAAGAUUUGGAGAGGCUAGUAGCUGUGCCAUCAGGUGUAUCUGCGACAGAGCACAGUCCUGAACAUUGGGUUGCUAUGGCCUACUUACUGCAUGCAGCUAAACGAAAUUCCAAGGCUAUUUAUUUUGCUCAAAAGGCUUGCAUGGCCCAUCCACGCAAUGUGGAAGCACUCAUUCUGAAAGGAGCCAUCCUGAUGGAGAUAAAGAAAUACACAGAGGCUGUGAUACAUUUUCGAGAGGCAAUGCAGAUGGCUCCCCAUCGAUUUGAACCUCAUUUAGGUUUAGUUGACUGUUAUGUGGGAAUGCAUCGCCUUCGAGAAGCCCUCACAAUUGCAAGCAAUGCAUGUAAACAGCUGGGCCAAAGUCCUCGAGCUCUGACUCUCUAUGCAUCAGUUCUGACAAAAGAUCCAGUGACUGUGGUGAAGGCACGAGCUGUGCUAGAGAAAGCUCUCCAGCAGGAUGAACGCUAUUUGCCUGCUGUGUACCUCCUGGCAGAAGUCCUGGAGCAAGAGAUGUCAGUGGAGGCAGCUAUUUCGCUUCUGGAGCGACAGGUAGCGAUCCAACCAACUUGUUUGCUGCACCAAAUGCUAGGGGAUCUAUUGGCACGAGCACAUGAUGAAGAAAGAGCUCUUGAUCAUUACAGUAUCGCCCUGAAUUUGGACCCAAGCAAUCGUCGAGCACUUGAGGGACUCCACCGGCUAGAUUCUUCGGGAGGCGGUGCAGCAGGGGGCAGUGGAGGCAGUGCUGGAGGCGGAGCAAGUGGCACAGGAGGAGCUGGUGGCAGUAGCGGCUCAGGCACUGGCAGUGGUACGGGUAAGCUGGAUGGCUCCUACUACAUGGGAGAGGAGGAGGGCGCGGGUGGCCCUGCGGGCAGUGCCUACGAACGCCUUGCGGCAGCAGCAGCUGCAGCCGCGGCCGCUGCGGAUGCUGCGCAUGCUCGGGUCACGGCUGCAUCGGCUGGUGAUUCGGAGAAUGAGGCUACCACUGGAGAUGCGGACGAGAGUGAGACUGAAGCAGUGUGGUCAGACAUGGAUCUGGAGCUGGCCACUUCAUAUAAUCGAAGUGAUCGACACUGUGAUAUGGAAGUGGAAGUCUGGGCUGUGCUUUAGGACACUGAGAAACAUUGGAACCCUGCAGAAUCCAAAUAGUGGAUGGAAGAGAAGUUCAAAUGAGUGAAUGUUCAAACUGAAAGUUUAUUUAUUUUUGUUCAGAGAAUGUUAUAAUUGUGUAUGUUUUGGAGAUAUUUUAUAAUUUUCUUUUAUAAUUUCUUAUCUCCUACUUGUGAAUGAAGAUCAUUGAACUAGUUUAAAAUUUUGGAGAAGUUCCUCAGUAAGUUGAGAGACUGAUAAAAUGUAUUUGAGAUUAUUGUCAACUCUCCUAAGGAUUAUUGUUGAAAUAUAGCUCAAUAUGUAUAUUUCAUUGUAUUUCAAUGUCAAUAUAUGUUUGUUUGUUUUUUAUAUGUAAUUUACCCUAUUUCAGUAUCCUUGCUUCAAAUAUAAUAUCCAUAUUGGCCUUCAGUUGUACAGUAAUAUUAGUGUUGCAUUUUCAAGAAUUGAGAACUACGCCUUGAAAUCUUUAUGACUGUUCAGCCUACAUUUAGUCGUUGAAACAAAAUAUUUUAAUUCUUAGAAUAUUAAUGUCGUGUAAUCCGUAGAACUCAAGUCUGUUUCAAGAAUAGUAAGUAGUGUAAUUAUACAGAAAUGCUGUGAAUAAAAAAUAUUGUGAUUUUUCAAUCAAUAUGUUCAAGGUAUAUGUGCUUAUCUUGAAAUUAUAAUUUUAAUUUAAUUAUAUAUAGUUAAUGGAAAAUGUGGUAGUAUAGAAAGCAUGUGGAAACAAAACUUACUGUGAAUUACCUAAGAAAAAUUAACAUGUUUCGCUUUUGGUAAUUAGUAGAAGGCCAAAAAGGAGUUGCAUAUUUUUUUAAAAAGUUUGAAAUUGUAAUUAUGUCUUUGGAAACCAAUUAUCUUGUUUUUAUUGCAUCAAUGUUUUAAGGUAAUGAAUACAGAACACAUUUUCAUGUUAAUACUUAUUUUUACUGAAAGACUUUACUUCUUUUUAUUUGGUAGAAUAUAACCUGCAUGCAAUAAUGGUUUUAGUUUGCAUUACAUCCAGGAGGUAUCACAACUAUUUUUAUUUUACGUGUAUUUACAUUUUUUGGUAUAAUUACUUCUUUUACAUAUUACUAGUUGUAUAUUUUGUUACAUUUUGAAAUCUUUACCUGUGGAAACAGAGUAUUUCAGAAGAGAGUUUGCAAAAUCAUGUUCUUGGAGUCCCCUUGCUGCUUAACAAAGUAAGGUAAUACUACACUAGAGCUUCAGAUCUUCACUGUGAUUUGUGAAACUUACUCCCUACUUCUUAGAAGUUGCAUAUCUGGAAUGAUAUUGUUCCUUACGUUUCAUAGAGACCGAGUAGUUCAGUCAGCAAGUGCUGAAGGAGGGGGGGGGGGCUGUAAAAAUUGUCAUAAAAACUUUUUCUUUUGGUAUAUUGUAUUUUGACCAGCAAUAGUUAUAAUCCCAAGUAUUCUACCUUCUAGAUCCUGUGCUCAAUCCAGGAGGGCCAAAAAAACAUGUUAGUUUUUUCUGACCUUUUUGGGGUUUCCUCUGAAUCUCUUUAACUUUUAAUCCUGUAGAAAAAUAAUUGCAUUCGGUUUUAAAAAGUAUAAAAUUUCUUACAACUUUUGCAUAAAUAAUUUCUUUUGAAUCUCAUUACCAAGGGAGCUAAAGCUUUUUUAAUAAAAUGUCCUUUUUCAUUUCCUCACAAUGUGU
Molecule: messenger RNA, 3775 nt
Organism: Gryllus bimaculatus (two-spotted cricket)
Lineage: Eukaryota; Metazoa; Arthropoda; Insecta; Orthoptera; Gryllidae
Source: the annotation of a GenBank genome assembly